GAUCAUCUUGCUCAGUUACAAUUUUUGUUAAAUAAUAACUGAGUUGUUUUUUGCGUUUUUAGUUAUUAAAGAAAAAAAACGAAACAAAAUGGCUAAUGCUAUCGAAAACGUUGAAAAAGAAACGGAAAAAGUCUUACAUAAAUUCAAAAGUCUUAAAGAUCAUGGCGAAAAAAAUCUUUCCGAAUUAAUACAACAGAUUGAAAGCUAUCAACGAGAUUUGAGCAUAUUGACUUCUCCUGAUUGUCCAUUGACUGAUAUUCAAUGUCAAUUGUUGCUUGAUAAUGUGAUUAAAAAAACUCGCAAUAUUAUAAGUCAAUUCUCGACCGAACAUCGAGAUAUACAUUCUUCCGUAUCACGGAUUGGCAAGGCAAUCGAUAAAAAUUUUAUUUCUGACUAUGUUUGCGUGGGCAAUGAGUUUCUUUUCGAACAAGGCAAAAAUAAUGAAAUUCUUAACAAAGUUAUUGUCGAACAUUUUUUGCGACAAGGACGAUCGGAUAUUGCUGAAAAAUUGAUUCAGGAAUCUAAGCUUGAUAUCGAUACGAAUGAUAAAAUUCCUUACAUUAAAAUGAACAAAAUACUCGAUGCAUUGAAAAAUCACAAUUUACAACCAGCUUUGAAAUGGGCUCAAACCCAUCGUGACCAACUGCUAAAAAGCAAUAGCGAUUUUGAAUUCAAGCUUCAUCGGUUGCAAUUCAUUGAAUUAUUGCGAGGUGGAAUCGAAAACCAAUGGAAAUUGAUCACUUAUUCACGCACACAUUUUACACCGUUCGCUCAGAGAUACCAGGCAGAGAUAAAAGCUCUGAUGGGUUCAUUAAUGUUUCUGCGAUCGGGCAUUGAAAAAUCUCCAUAUCAAUAUCUGUUGGAUUCAAACAAUUGGGUUGAAAUAUGUCAAAUGUUUACUAAAGAAGCAUGCUCUCUCCUGGAAGUAUCAGUUGAUUCUCCAUUAUCUGUCACAUUUAAUGCUGGAUGUAUUGCAUUACCCGCAUUGAUCAAUAUCAAACAGGCUAUCCAACAAAGAAACGUGAAUGAUGUUUGGAGUUCUCGCGAUGAAUUGCCUAUCGAAAUCGAUGUAACUCGUAAAUGUCAUUAUCAUUCAAUAUUUGCAUGCCCCAUACUUCGACAACAAAGUUGUGAUUCAAAUCCUCCGAUGCGACUACAAUGUGGUCAUGUUAUAUCCCGUGAUGCAUUGAACAAGCUAUCCAAUGGAUCUAAGCUUAAAUGCCCAUAUUGUCCAGCCGAACAAAAUCCGGCUGAUGCUCGUCUCAUUUAUUUCUAGUUCAAUUUAAAUAUAUGCACACAAAUCGAUGUAACUGCUUCAUUGAUGUAAAUACUAAAUUCUAAUUCUAAUCACUGAAAAUGAUGAUCAUCUUUUCAU
Messenger RNA from Dermatophagoides pteronyssinus (European house dust mite), 1375 nucleotides. RefSeq names its product required for meiotic nuclear division 5 protein souji (gene Sou). Gene Ontology annotation, biological process: proteasome-mediated ubiquitin-dependent protein catabolic process. The record is from RefSeq and is a predicted model, not a curated record. Lineage: Eukaryota; Metazoa; Arthropoda; Arachnida; Sarcoptiformes; Pyroglyphidae. Gene Ontology annotation, molecular function: protein binding; ubiquitin protein ligase activity. Gene Ontology annotation, cellular component: GID complex; cytoplasm; nucleus.